Cladocopium goreaui is the source of this 4446-nucleotide messenger RNA. NCBI's taxonomy places the organism in Eukaryota, Dinophyceae, Suessiales, Symbiodiniaceae. The record is from the annotation of a GenBank genome assembly.
AUGCCACCGCCAGUCACAGCCUUGCAUUUGUGGACUAUCACUGAGUUGAUUCAGACGACACUAUACCGUUUCAUUGCACAGAAACGUGUCAUUGGUGCACGUGCACGUUGUGAUGCUGAAGGCAGUCCUGACUUGCUUUUUGACCCUGAACAGAACUUGGAACAGAACUCAAUUUUGUCGGAGGGUUCCCAACCACGUUUCCUGGAGCCCAGACCAAAGUCCAGACCUCAGAGCACUGUGAGUGAAGUCACACGCGACCUUGGUGUGAAGCGCACUGCAGAUGAGUUUGCAUCCAUGAAGGCUGGGGCAACAACGCCAGCCCAAUUUGUUGAAGCAUUGCGCUUUUCAAAUGCCCUGCUUGGCUUUUGCAAGACCAGCCUUGAUGAUAUGCUCAGUGCACGUGUUGUGGGUGGCAUGAUUCAAUGCAUGUUGUCUCCAUGGAACCACCUUUGCUUGUUGGAGGCGGCGACAUCAAAGCACAAGUCGUCCCGUACCAAGGAACAGCAGAGGGAGUUGCUGCCUUUUACUGCACUGGGACAAACCUUGGCUGUUGAAAACUGGGCAGACUCAUGGCUGAGUGCAAGAGAGGAUUCAUGCAGCUCAGAAUGGUGCCAUUUCUUGUGCUCCUGGUCCGAACAUCAAGGCGAUUGGGCAGACACAAAGAUGUCAACCGCUGAGGCCACUUUUUGGCUAAGAGAACUGCUGGAGCCCAUGGUAGGGCCAGACCGGUCGGCGGUGCUGACUGUGCACGGCCUGAAGGCCACGAUGUUGAGCUGGGCGGCAAAGAGCAUGUUGUUCACCCCAGAGGAGCAAUUGGCGCUUGGACACCAUGUGAGCUCUCACUACAAGUCUGCCCUGAUUUACUCUCGUGAUAAUCAGAUUGGCCUUUGCAAAAAGAUUUAUGACAUGAUGGACAAGAUCAAAGCAGGUACUUUCAACCCUGAUGGCAGCCGUGUUCAAAGGUUGCUGCAACUAACGAUGGCCAGGGCCCAAGAGUUGCAGUCAGAUGAUGACAGUGACACUUCAUCUACCUCCACUGACGCUUCAAGUGUGGCUUCAUCAGAGGGGGAGCACCGUGAGCCGGAACCGUCCUCUUUCAGACGGUUGGAUGCGGCAGACAUUGACCGACCAAUCAACAAGAACCCGAUGCCUAACAUGUUUCAGUUGCAUGUGGCAGAGGUCAAUUUUGAGAUGUCCUUGAGAUUGAAAUCGUCCGAGUUCAUUUGCAAUUUCUUGGCUGAGCUGCGUGAACACCACGGCAUUGCACAAAACUUUAACUUGGUACUUCAACUGGCCCUCCUCGGGCACCGGGUUGCGAGCUCAAUGGCAAUAGAUUCCAAAGUUGCUUUUGCAAAUCGUGCACUGGAACUUGGAAUUACGGAAGCUGAAAUUGAUGCGCUGAAAGGAGUCAACAUAACCAGUUAUGCUACUUAUGCUUACUGUUGCAACUUUCAACCGGGUCAAGCUGACGAUGCACCCCUGACAGCUUUCUUGACCACAACGCUGGGAGCCGAGCCUUCAGCUUCAGUUGCAUCGAAGUUUCGUAGGCUGUUUUUCGAAGCGCAUGCACUUUCACUUGAAGACUUGAAAUCUAGGGCAGAACGAUCUGAGUCCAGUGAAGCUCGGGUCAUUCCUUUGGCAGAAAAGAUGGAUAGGAUCAGGCUCCAAAAGGAGCGACUUGUUGGCAUAUGUUUUACACCGCAAUCAGAGCCUUCACAUAGCCUUAUUGACAAGGUGUGCCAGCAACUUGAUGACAACGUUGUGUCCUACAUUGAACUUCAGAAAUGCACUUCGAGACAAGAUGAAACUUUGCAUGCCAAGACAGACACUGCAUUGUCUUUGGACUUGUCAGGGAGCCUGAAACUCAGCAAAAGGCAAAAGUUGGAAGAUACAAACGUGACAGGUGAACACCGCCUUAGACAGGCAUUCUUACGUAGGAACCUUGCCUACGACCUAGCUGGGAUUGGCACCUUUUCAGUGAUGGAUUUGUGGACGCAGAAGCUCUUUGAGAAGAUGAAUGAGGCGCCUUUGGCUAACUACCGCAGUAUUUCAGCUGAGCAAAUUCUCAACGCUGACAAGGCUCUUUGGGUUAAGUUGUCAAACGAAACCAGAGGACAGCUUCAGCCCAAAACUGGUGACCCAAAGGCCUUUGACACAGCCUUCCAGAAGUUUUCUGAGCACCCUGAAGUACUGCAGCACAUGUGUCCGUUACAGAGCAGCGCGUCGUCCAGACCUGAGAAAGGGGCGCGCUUGGGUUUCCAUGUCCAUGCAAUCGACCACGCGGCCAACCGGCAUUCACCAAAGGUUCGAACGCUGGUCUUGGAUGUUUCAAACCUGCAGCAGCUGCAGGAUGCUGACAACUUGUUGGGUCUGCCUCACCUUUGUGGGGCUGACCUAACCAAAGUGACCUUGGCAAACCAGCUCUACCGCGCUGCAAUUGUCAUUCUACAACUGUGUUUUGUUUUGGGCUGCCUGGUAUCCAUUGAGAACCCUGGCCGCUCCUGGCUGUGGCCGUUACUGGCGCUCCUGGUUCAUGAAACUCAGGAUCAACCUUUUACUCAAUGGUUUUCGAAGCUGGAGGCAGUUUAUUUUGAUGCUUGUGCGCAUGGCAGCUCAAGGGACAAACGCACCAAACUGCUUGCCACGAGCGACCUUUUUUCCACCCUGGCGAUUGACUGCCCUGGGGACCAUAAACAUGCGUCCUGGCAACCUUUCCGUGGCGAGCAUGGAGUUGUUUUUCCAACAGCGAUGGAGGCUGAAUAUCCUCCGCUGCUAUGCAACCGUAUGGCCGAAUGUGUGCGACAGUCAGCAGCACACAUGGGUGUUAUCCCAAGCCUUCAACCACGCUUGAAGGAGCUGCUCAACCUGAAUUUGGGGCACCAGACCUUGCGGCAUGAGCCGUUGCUUCCAGAGUAUGCAACGGUUUUUCAAACAGCUACAAAGCAUGCUAUCAAGAAAGUGGUCAGAACUGACCCUCUGGUUUUGGCAAAGGAGCGCUUGGCCACCGUUUUCAACCUGCGUAAAUUGACAAACGAACUGAAGUGCCAAGAGUUGGCACUCAAGGACACAAUGCACCCAGAUGUCAAAAGAUGCACAGCGUCCAAGAACAUCCUCCUUUUCGAGCACGUCCUCAAACAGCUUGGUUUUUGGGAUAUGGAGGUUGUUUCCCUGUUGAAGCAGGGAAUUCCCCUGGUGGGGUUGCAAGCGGCCCCUGAUGGAUACAGAGAGCAUCUGGUGCCAGCAUCCAUCACAGAGGACGAGUUGCUACAAUCAGCAGCUUGGAGGCGCAAGUCCUUGAUGUGUCAAUCCAAGCGCUUCAAACCUGAAGAGGAAGCCGCUCUCCUCGAGACCACGGCUGAAGAAGUGGCAAAGGGUUUUUUGGAGGGGCCCUAUUCAGAACAGGAAAUUUCCGUUUUGUUGGAAACUGAGGACUGGUCCCUCAGCCCGCGUUUUGUCCUCUUCCAGGGCACUGGCGGCAAAAUCAGAGUGAUAGAUGAUGCAAAGAAGAGCUCGGUCAAUGCAGCUUACAGUUCCACCGUCAAGUUGCAGCUCCAGGAUGUGGACUAUGCGGCCAACAUGGUCUUGUUCUUGAUGUCGGAAUCGGCGGCAGCCGGCAUUUCAGGUGAUGAAUGGAUGGGCAAGACCUUCGACCUUAGCAAGGCUUACAAACAACUUGCCAUCCUUCCUGCCCACCAGAGACAUGCGGUGGUAGGAUUUCCUGUGGGUGGCACCUGGAGGGUGCUUUCUCUUGCGUUCAGCGCAGUGCUGGACAUGCUGGGUUGGGGGCAUGCAAAAGAGGGCGAUAAAGCGUUGAACUUUGCGGGUGCCUUUGACUUGUUGGGCGUGAACUUUAACCUUGCUUGGACUCCAAAGGGGAUCUUGCAGGUCACCAACAAAGCUACGAGGAUCGAAAAGCUAUGCGCUCUUUUGGACAAGGUCAAGAGCGACGGAGAGAUCACUGCGGCACAGGCCAGUGAGUUGCAGGGUCUUCUUAACUUUGCCAUAGGUUUCUUUUCUGGGAAGGCCCUGAAACACUUAGUAGCAGCCUUCAUGCCCUAUGCUGACCGCGUUAGCCUCUCAAAGUCCGGGGAGCUCCAAGACCUUUGUGCGUAUGCCAAAUCUAUGCUGACUUCUUUGGGCCCCAGGACUCACUCAACCAAAGGUGAAAGAAGGCCAAUACUCUUGUUCACGGAUGGUGCUUGGGAAGAUGGCCAAGCAUCUGCAGGUGCCAUUCUGGUUGAUGGAGAUUUUCGCGUCGGGGAAGCCAUGCGUCGCUUCAAUGUUUCUGACGGGGGCAUUGUGGACGCCACAGCCGAACUUGCCACAACAAUAGUUGGACUCCAUGAGCGACCUUUUAGGGCACAACACCUGAGCACCAAGCACGAAAUGCCAGCUGACAAAGUCACCUGGACAUCGUCAGAACAUGCAGAUCCAGCAACUGCAUAG